Monascus purpureus is the source of this 3032-nucleotide messenger RNA. Lineage: Eukaryota; Fungi; Ascomycota; Eurotiomycetes; Eurotiales; Aspergillaceae. The record is from the annotation of a GenBank genome assembly.
CCUGCUCCAGCUCUCUCUCUCUUCCUCAUCCUUGCCGUUGAUUCUCCUGCCCGUUAACCCGGUCUCAAAUGCCCUCCGUCCGUUUCUGCCUCUAUCUACGUCUGUGCCGGGCCCGGUGAGGAGAGUUUGUUGUGCGGCCAUUUGUCGCCGUCUUGUCUCAGCCCGCCGCAUUGAUCAUUGGUGAUUUCGAACACGGCGCCGGGGGUGUAUUCGGGGCCUUUUGCUCAACGUCCUACGGUCUACAGACAUUCGAUCGAAUACAAGGAAAUUCCAAUUCGCUCGGGAUAAUACUGUCGCUCUAGAUAUCUCUCUUUGCGCAAUUCCCAGCCGCCUGGUCUGCCGCGCGACUACGUCCAUUCACUCUCUUGAUCGGAACUGGUCUGCUUUGACAUCGCGCAAACCAACAAAUAGUCUCCCAAACAUGGGCGACAGUAGUAAAGAUCCAGAUAGCGUGGUGCGCAGCAGUCUACCGGCAGCAGGGUUGAAUCCGAAAUUGUCUGGUCGCGCUACGAAUGUCGCAAACAUUGCCUCUCCGCCUGGAUCUAAGACACCCCCCAGCAUGUCCUCUAGGCGAACACUCUUCUUCCCCGAACCGUCUGCCCGCCAACAGAAACCCCGCACAGGGGCUGAACCAGUCGAUGCCGAUGCGCUUGCGAUGGCUCUGAAAGAAUACGAGGAAGCGGGACAUCGUCGCGAUAGAACGCCAGGAAGCAGUCCUUAUCGAAAGAGACAGAGGGUCUAUGGAGACAGAUUUAUACCGAACCGCGAAGGACAGGAUCUACAAGCAACUUACAGUUUACUACACGAAGAUGGAUGUCCGUCCACCCCUUCAAGGUCAAGAAGACGGACACCACAUUCAGAACUUCAUUUUCAAAAGACUGAGGAAGCUAAUCGAACUUACUCGCGAGUGCUGCGAAGUGAACUCUUUGGCAACACUGUUCCCCAGACAAGCUUGGAUUCGUUAUCAACAGACCCACUGCUAGGCCUCAGCAACGGUAUAAAUGAAAAGACUCGAUCCCAUACCCCACCAUCACACGUGUCUAGCCUCCCACCAGCUAGCAUAACACCGUCUACUCCGCACAAAAAUCUCUUCACCUAUGCGUCCCCACGUCCCGGUUCAGGUCAACACACCCCAUCGAAAACCCCUCGCAGCCAACAUGGCCCCAAUUUGGAUGUCAGAUCUGAGCUGUAUAGCUUGUCGCCAAUCCGUUACGACAGCCAACGUAUCCUUGAGACUCCGCGCAAACAGCCGCGUUACGUGAACAAGGUACCCUACAAGGUUCUCGACGCUCCAGAUUUGCAGGAUGAUUUCUAUCUGAACUUAGUAGACUGGGGAGGCAGUAAUGUUCUCGGCGUCGGAUUGGGAAACUCGGUUUACAUAUGGAAUUCUCAAACUGGUCGGGUAACUAAACUAUGUGAACUUCGCGACGAUACGGUUACGAGUGUUAGCUGGAUCCAAAGGGGUACCCAUCUUUCAAUUGGCACCGGGAAAGGUCUCGUGCAAAUAUGGGAUGCAGAGCGUUGUCACCGUCUAAGGACCAUGAUUGGUCAUACGAAUCGUGUCGGGGCCCUUGCUUGGAAUGACCAUAUCUUAACUUCGGGAUCCCGAGACCGGUUAAUUUUCCAUCGCGACGUCCGUUCACCAGACCAGUACUUACGACGACUAUCUGGCCAUAAGCAGGAGGUUUGCGGCCUCAGAUGGAAUACGGAAGACGGUCAGCUAGCGUCUGGAGGGAAUGACAACAAAUUAAUGGUGUGGGAUAAACUGAGUGAGACGCCUUUAUACCGGUUUUCCGACCACACUGCUGCGGUGAAAGCCAUUGCUUGGUCACCUCACCAACACCAUCUACUUGCAUCGGGUGGAGGUACGGCUGAUCGGACCAUCAAAUUCUGGAAUACUUCAACGGGGUCGAUGAUCAAGGAAGUCGAUACAGGUAGCCAGGUCUGUAAUCUGGCGUGGUCCAAAAACUCGGAUGAGAUCAUCAGCACCCAUGGCUACAGUCAAAACCAGAUUGUGGUCUGGAAGUAUCCGCGCAUGGAGCAGAUCGUAUCAUUGACAGGCCAUACCUUCCGCGUCCUCUACCUGGCCAUGAGCCCGGACGGUCAAACUGUUGUCACAGGCGCUGGCGAUGAGACGUUGAGGUUCUGGAAAAUCUUCAACAAAAAGUCCGGGAGGGAAAGCGGGCGUGAAGGUGGCAGGUUAUCAGAAUGGGGUACGAUUCGGUAAGAUGAGGUGGCCACUUCAUGCACCAUUACUGCUGUCAUGCGUUUCCAUUGCCUGUGCAUGUUAAGGCGUUCAAUUCGGUCUCCAGCAUCUCGAUACCCCGACGUUGCAUUAGACAUGGCGUUCUUGUUGGACUUGGCGUCCCUUCAGAGCUAGGAUUUGCCUUUUGGCGAUUUUAAGGGGGUUCUCGUGUUAUUCCUUCUUGGCAUCUCUUGCAUCUUGUUCGCGGGUUUAUGGCAUUUUACAGUUUUUUUGAGCGUCCGUCUUCUUCCGUUUCCUAAUAUGACCGGUUUCAUUGCCUCCCUCUUUCUUUCCUAUCCUUUUGUCUCCCAUGUCAGCAACCCCAUACGGGUUUUCCUUUGUCUUAUUGUCCUGUUUUCCAUUUCAAACUUCUGUCGGGGGUACAGUUUCUAUCACGCAACUCCCUCAAGAGAGUGUCAUCUGUGGAUUCCAGCAGGAGAUGCUCAUGGAGUUUGUUUGGUGAGGUGACGCAUAAAAUAUAUGGCGUUUGCAUUUCAGGUUGGGGCAGGAGUUGUUUUGCCUUCCCUUACAGCUGCUAUUCUUUGUUCUGUUUUGUUUUUCUUGUCUUCAUCUGGGUCUGCUUACAUGGUAUGCAUUUGAAUGAUGAUGGCACGACUCUUUCUGCUACUCAUUGAACCAAGACUGUCUUGCCAAGCUUGUCUUUUCCAACUGAGAUUGUGCAUCUGCAUGAUCACUCUGGCUGCAUUGGGAAGCUUGAGAGAGAAUAAUAAUCAUGCAAUAUGUUAAAACCAACUCUUAUGAGGAAUCAUAUAAGGUAAUCCCUGAA